This is a messenger RNA of Nerophis ophidion (straightnose pipefish), 1498 nucleotides long. RefSeq lists its product as uncharacterized. The transcript has 3 exons. NCBI's taxonomy places the organism in Eukaryota, Metazoa, Chordata, Actinopteri, Syngnathiformes, Syngnathidae. The coding region runs from base 143 to 1474 and encodes 443 amino acids. The record is from RefSeq and is a predicted model, not a curated record.
CCAACCCUGCCAGAAUCUCAAUGAGAACUUUGGGGCCUUUUUUUUUUUGGUUUCUUGCAGGUGUUAUAUGUUUUUGAAAGGAAGCAAAGGAGACAGCUGCAGGUUUUGAACACUUGGCUGCUGCUGGAGGAAACUUCCUGCCAUGGCUGUUCUGUUUGGGGUUCUUGGCUUGCUGGUGUCCGCCUGCCUUGGUUUUCCUUCUCAGAGCGCUUCCAAUGGCCGUCCUCUCAAGGGUAAAGAUUCCAACCAUAGCUACGUGAGGCUCCUUGAUCCUCACACCCUCAACCAGUUUAAUUACAAAGCUCCUUUGGACGCAGUGGGCGCUCCGAAAGUGGGAAUGCCGGAAAAGUGGCACCAUAGUCCUGAGAGAGAAGCCGUCCAUAACCAGAUAGAGGAGAAGGAACCCAACUCCCAGCAUCCGUUGGACCUUCUCAUCAAGCAGCACACCCCAGAAACGUCAGUGGAGGGCAUCAGUUUUCCUCACAUCAGCCAUUUCAAGAGACUUGUAGAAGGCAUGAAGAACUCGUUCCUGACUCCCGGGAAGGAUUUGAUGCACUUCCAGACAGCGGGGGAACUUCUUCUGAAUGAAUUAGCUUCGGGUCUGGCCAUGAAACCUACGGACGGGUCUGUCGACCAUGAGGACAAUGACGUCUUGCAAGGACCAAACCAAAAGGGUGUAGGACUCUCUCCCAGGAUGCAGAAAACAGGAAAUGUUAAACGCUACCCUGGGAAAAAACUGCACACGUUUUGGUCCAAAGAUCGACAGCUUCCUGACCAAACCUCGUUAAGUAGUCAAGAAGUGCGCCCUGUAGCCAAUGCAAGUUCUACCAAGGUUCCUGGCCCCCUGUCCCAACAAAACACUCCAGCUUUGGGCUCCUACGGCAAAAGUGUCAAAGUCAAACCCCAAAGAGAACCUGUAGCCUCAUGGGUCUACAUGCCAGAUGGACGCCAGAAGACCACCGGGGAGCCGGUGACCGCCAAAAAAUCUGGAGUCGCAAAAGUCAGCCCUGUGGUAGUCCAGCCGGCACAAGCACAUGGAGGGAACGUCCAAGCAAGCAAGUUGAAACCUUCCGUUUACGGUUCAAGCAUGCAUAAAGGUAUUCUACAAGAUCAUCCACGGCGUCUGUAUUCCUCCAAGAACCUUGCUCAAGAAACCCGGAAACCGCAACCUAACAUUCCUCAGAGGUUUGGUUCUCCAAGCGCGUCCCGGAAUACUGUCCCUGUGCGUGGCGGCGUGGGUAAACCCUCUAACGGCGUGAUUGCCGCACCGCAAGGUGCUCAAGCCGCCAUGCGGCGUACGUUGCUGAACUCCAAGCGCACCUAUCAACUUCCUGUUCCGCAAUGGCCGAUGGCAGGGUUCCAAAGGAGACUUUCUGUGUUCCUGGACCCAAAGAAGACAUCCGUCCAAAGGUCCAGGAGCAGCUACGAGAGGAGUCAAGUAACGCACUCCAGCAGUAGCUACUCGCCACACUAAGGUACCCCGUUGUUCACAUGUUUG